Molecule: messenger RNA, 3027 nt
Organism: Talaromyces rugulosus
Lineage: Eukaryota; Fungi; Ascomycota; Eurotiomycetes; Eurotiales; Trichocomaceae
Exons: 8
Coding region: 1-3027 (1008 amino acids)
Molecular function (GO): heme binding; monooxygenase activity; oxidoreductase activity, acting on paired donors, with incorporation or reduction of molecular oxygen
Source: RefSeq, a predicted model, not a curated record
AUGAUCGACUCUCUGUCGUAUACCACCAUGCCGGUGGUCCUGUUCGCAGGCCUGGUUCUGUACCAACUGCUAGCCUUCACAUACAGGCUUUUCUUUAGCCCCCUCGCAAAGUUUCCGGGACAAAAGAUUGCGGGAAUGACACAUUGGUAUGAGUUCUACCAUGAUGUCAUACGCCGUGGCCAAUACACCUUUCAUAUCCGGGACAUGCAUAAGAAAUACGGACCUAUCCUGCGCAUCAAUCCGUACGAGCUACACAUAUCCGAUCCCGGUUUCUACAACGAGAUCUAUGCGGUGCAAAACCGGCGCCGGGACCGCUGGGAAUGGUCUACGAGACCGGGUGGUUUCGGUGGUUCAGUUGGUGGAACAAACCCACACGAGUUACACCGUAGGCGAAGGGCUGCGUUGAAUCCAUUCUUCUCUAGGGCCAAUAUUCGGAAGCUCCAACAUGAGAUUGAUCAAAAGGCCGUGCAGCUAGUAGAGAGACUAGAGAAAGAAAAGGACCGGGUCAUCAAAGUCAAUCAUGCAUUUGCCGCUCUCACAAAUGAUUUCGAUCCCUCAUUCCAUGAUAAUUUUGUUGCCGGAGUAUCGUGCCUGAAUCUUCUUCGCCACGUAUUUAUACUAGAUCGAGCAGCCAGGGCGCUGCCAAUGGAAAUUCUCAGUAAGAUCUCGAAUGUUGUUGCUAUGUUCUGGCAAGAGAAACAGUCUAUUACCGAGGAGGUUAGGCAAAUUCUCAACGGAACCAACAAAGCUUAUAAAGAGCGCCCUAAUCGGACCAUCUACCAUGGAAUCUUAGAAAGUAAAUUGCCCCCGGAGGAAAAGGAACUCAACCGACUGGCUGAAGAAGCCCAGAUCACAAUCGGAGCCGGUACGCUGGCCACUGCCUGGGUGAUGUCGGUUGGAAUGUACCAUCUGCUGGCACCAGGCUCUGUCUCGAUGUUGAAGACUUUGCGCGAAGAACUCCAACGCGCAAUUCCCAAUCCCAGUGAACCCAUCGAUUUGGCUGCACUGGAGAAAUUGCCUUAUCUUACGGGUGUGGUCAAAGAGUGUCUGCGUCUUGGAAACGGCACAACAACGAGACUGCAGCGCAUCGCUCCUGAUGAAACCCUGAUUUACACAGAUCCCAACACCGGAAAAGUAUGGGACAUCCCUCCCGGUACUCCAGUGAGCUUGUCAUCGCUGCAUAUUCAUCACGAUGAAACAAUUUUCACCGACCCAGAGUCGUUCCGUCCUGAGCGAUGGAUCGAGAACCCAGAUCUUGACCGGUUCCUCUUGACCUUCUCUAAAGGAAGUCGCCAGUGCCUCGGUAUUCACUUGGCUUACGCCGAGAUGUAUAUCGUUUUAGCCCGGGUUUUUCGGCUCUACGGCCGAAAGGAAGAAGGCCCAUCUAAGGGCACGUCCGACAAGCUAGGCAACCUAGAGUUGUUCCAAACUGAAUUACGGGAUACUGUCUGUGUUGCUGACCUGGUGGUACCUGCAGUGUGGGAGGGAUCCCAAGGUAUCCGACUCAAAGUCACUGAGUAUGAGACCCAUAAGACAAACCUUCUGAUGGAGCAGAGGGAAAUCAUCCUACUUGGCCUGGCAGCUUUGGCUGCAACAUACCAAGUCAUUGUUUGGAUUUACAACGCCUGGUUCCAUCCGCUAUCGGGCUACCCAGGCCCCAAACUAUUCGGGGCAUCAUACCUCCCUGGUCUAUAUCACCGGAUUCAAGGCGACUAUGUCCUUGUCCAUACAGCGCUUCACGAGCGUUUUGGUGAGGUUAUUCGGGUGAGCCCAAAUGAACUGUCGUAUAUCAAUCCCCAGGCAUGGAAAGAUAUCACCGGACAAGGCUCAGGCCGUCAGGAUAUGGAGAAAGACCCUCUAUCAUUCGGACGACCCAUGCCGAACGCACCCAGUAUCUUCAAUGCCCAUAGAACAGACCAUUCUCGGAUCCGUCGGACCAUGUCCCAUGCGUUUUCUGCAUCUGCACUUCGGAGACAGGAAUCGUUGAUCCAGAGCCAUGUGAAGAUGAUGAUCCAGUGUCUUAAUGAGCACAACGAGGAGGUGAUUGAUAUGGUGUCUUGGUACAACUUCACCACCUUUGAUAUGUUUGGCGACCUUGCUUUUGGCGAGUCAUUUGGCUGUCUGACCAAUUCACUAUACCACCCAUGGGUAAAAAUGCUUAUAAUGAGCAUGAAGGCAGGGUACUUCAUCAUUCAAGCUCAGAAAUACCCCAUUUUUGAAAAAGUUCUCAUGUCCUUUAUCCCGCGCAUGAUGCGUCAACGCCGACGUGAUCAUUUAGCCUUGACGCAGGCGAAGCUUGCGAAACGAAUGGCAAAGCCGGAAGAGCGACCCGACUUUCUCAGUUUCAUAUUGAGACACCAGGAUGAAGCGACUGGAAUGUCGCUUCCAGAACUAGAGAUAAAUGCGAGUACACUCAUUGUAGCUGGUUCAGAGACCACUGCUACCCUGCUAUCCGGAUGCACGUACUACUUGCUACGCAAUCCUCGCGUGAUGGAAAAGCUUUUGCAUGAAGUCCGAACCACUUUUAAAUCGGAGGACGAGAUUGAUAUUACCAGCGUUAACGGCUUGAAGUAUAUGUUGGCCGUCCUGGAUGAAGCAUUGCGUGUGUACCCCCCGGCUCCAGGCAACUUUCAUCGCCUUGUGCCUAAAGAGGGCUCGGUGAUUUGCGAGAAAUUUGUACCCGGUGAGACACAGGUAUCUGUGUGUCAUUACGCAGCUUAUCGCUCACCAUGCAACUUUCAUCAACCGGAUGAGUUCAUUCCUGAGCGAUUCCUUGGCGACUCUAAAUUUGAAAACGACCGCAGGGACGUUCUUCAGCCAUUUGGCACUGGAUCGAGAGCCUGUCUGGGGCGAAAUCUCGCAUACUUUGAAAUGCGUCUCCUCCUGGCACAUGUGCUCUGGAAUUUUGACUUGGAGCUCAUGCCACGAAGUGAAAAGUGGGCCAAUCAAAAAGUAUUUGCUAUAUGGGACAAGCCUGAGUUGUAUGUGAAGCUCAAGCCAAGGGCUGAGUUGGGGGUAAGUGCUUAA